Messenger RNA from Mya arenaria, 1412 nucleotides. Its product is annotated as monocarboxylate transporter 13-like. Gene Ontology annotation, biological process: monocarboxylic acid transport; transmembrane transport. The record is from RefSeq and is a predicted model, not a curated record. Gene Ontology annotation, molecular function: monocarboxylic acid transmembrane transporter activity. Bases 1 to 1329 code for a protein of 442 amino acids. The transcript is spliced from 6 exons. NCBI's taxonomy places the organism in Eukaryota, Metazoa, Mollusca, Bivalvia, Myida, Myidae.
AUGGAGCCAUUUGCGCCGUUGUCUGCGUCGCCGUGGUUAUUAUUGGCGGCCGCGUCAUGCAUAUUCCUAAUAGUUUUUGCAUUUUUUUUUCAGGCGAUUCUUGGCGGUCACGUUUACACGACGGGGAUUUUCUAUACAGUGUUCCGGGAACAGUUUCCGGAAGCGAGCGAGGUGGCCGUCAGCUGGUUGUGCUCCAUGCCGAUCACACUGUGGUUCGUCGGAAGUCCUCUGGGUAGUGCUCUGUCAAACCGGUACGGAUGUCGAACUGCGUCAAUAACGGGAGGGUUUCUUGCGUCCACGGGGCUAACACUCUGUUACUUCACAAACAACUUCUAUCUCAUCUUUCUGUUUUAUGGCGUCGUUGCAGGUUUCGGCAACGGCAUACAUUAUGUAGGGUUCGUCGCGUCAGUGAGCAGAUACUUCAAGAAAUUCCGCACCGUGGCAAACAUUAUUACCACAAUUGGGGUGACGUUUGGAAUGGCACUGUAUGCAACCUUAGUCCCUAUGCUCAACGACGCUUUCUCCUGGCAGGGGACUUUGUUAAUAUUAGGUGGAAUUAGUUUUAAUUUGUGUUCAUUGGCAUGUAUAUUAUUUCCCAUUAAACAUAGCACUCCCAUGCCAAAAAAGAAAAUAAUGAACUUCAGUCUUCUUAAAGACAAGCAUUUCCUCCUUUUCGAUAUUCAAUGCAUUUUAUGCAAUCUCUCAAACGGAGUGAUUUUUCUCCAUCUGCCAGCUUUAAUUAUAUCAAACGGCAAAUCAUUCUCCGUCUCGUCUCUUUCACUCACCAUUUACGGAGUCUCGAACUGUGUUGCCAAGGUGAUAUACAGCGUCAUCGGGUACAUGUUCGCUCCCGAUUGCAGCGCCAUCUAUGUCAGCUCGCUAACGGUGUACGGUUGUGCUCUAAUCCUGCUAGCUACAUACCCAACUCAUAUGUGGGUCAUAUGUUUCUCGGCAAUCCUGGGAUUCACCUACAGCGUGACGGGUGGAUAUUUAGUAGAGGUUAUACUCAGCCUCGUUGGCCCCGAGAACAUUGCAGACGGAUUGGCGUUCGGUCAGGUCGGAAAAGCUGUUGGGAGUCUGCUGUGUGGGCCUUUGGCAGGAUUACUGUAUGAAUCCUCCGAAAGUUACCAGACCUCAUUCUUCGCGGGCGGUGUUAUCAUGCUACUUGGAUGUGUCCUUAUGCUGCCCGUUGCUAGGCAAAUGAGAAAGAACAACCGGUUGAGCAGUGAGUCGGAGACAGCGAUAGACUUUGAGGAAGAAAAUGACGGCGAAAUCGGUGCUGACUUGUGUGUGAAUUCGAAUAAGAAAAUGGAAAAUAUUCUUAGCUGAGCAUGCAUUUAUAUUGUGGAAGGCAUAUCAAAUGUUGUUGUCAUUGUAAUAGCUUAUAUCAGUGACAAAAUCGCAUAUGAAAA